AUGGCUUUUGGUGCCCUCAAGAAACUACUUGUGAAUUCCUCAAAAUUACUACAAUUUCGUCGCAGCUUUAACCUUCCAGAAUACCAGAGUAAAAUCUUAAUGAAUGAGUAUGAUCUCGCUGUGCAGGAUUUUCGCAUAGCAUCUUCUGUUGAGGAAGCCGAGCGCAUUGUCGCUGCCUUUAAACCAAACUUGUACGUCCUCAAGGCUCAAGUUCAAGUGGGAGGUAGGAAGUUAGGCCAUUUUUCUUCUGGCGGCGGCAGUGGCAUCCAAUUCACCAAUGAUCCUCAAGAAGUUCCGAUCAUUGUUUCCAAGAUGAUAGGAAACCGCUUAGUAACAAAGCAAACAACCCCUGACGGGGUGGUUGUAAAUACUGUCAUGAUCGCUGAUGCUGUGGACUUGAAGAAAGAGCGUUAUCUAGCAAUUCUCUUAGACCGAGAAGCUUGCUGUCCUGUUGUUAUUACUUCUAUUGAGGGUGGCGUUAACAUCGAAGAUGUUGCCCGCGCAAGCCCUGAUUCAAUAAGGCAGGAAUUUAUUGACUUGCAGGAAGGGAUGACUGAUGCUAAAUCUGGGAGCAUUGCGUGUUCCCUUGGCUUUAAUCAUGGUUCUUCACAGCACACUUUCAUGUGCUCUCAACUGAAAAACCUGUAUAACCUGUUUGUGGAUCUCGAUUGCCUUCAAGUUGAAAUCAAUCCACUCGGUGAGAGAGAGGAUGGUUCUCUGGUAAACAUGGAUGCAAAAUUUUCGUUUGACAAUAAUGCAGUGUAUCGUCAGCCACGAGUGGCAGCAUUAGCGGCGCAAUCGCGUAAACUGGACGUGGAGGCGGCAGGAGAACACUCGUUGCUGGCGCUGGAGACCAGUGCCGACGCCCAUGGACUCAACUACAUCGGUCUGCCCGAUGGAACCAUCGGUUGCAUGGUAAACGGAGCGGGACUCGCCAUGGCAACUCUUGACCUCCUUUCUCUCCAUCAUGGCAGGGCCGCUAACUUUCUUGAUCUUGGAGGCAAAGCUUCACAGACCGACGUUGAGUUUGCUCUUCAGACUCUUACUGCUGACAAUCGAGUGAAGUGCAUAUUGAUCAACAUCUUUGGAGGCAUCGUGAAUUGUCGAAUGGUGGCGGAGGGCAUAGUGGCGGCGUGUCUUCGGCAGAAGCCGCAGGUACCCCUCGUGGUACGCCUGGAGGGCACAAAUUCAAUGGAAGGACGCGAGGUCCUGCGCGCCGCCGGACUCGGCAUUCACAUCGCCAAAGACAUGGAAGAGGCUGCCGAUAUGGCCUGCGAAAUCGCACAGUAG
Hydatigera taeniaeformis is the source of this 1290-nucleotide messenger RNA. Lineage: Eukaryota; Metazoa; Platyhelminthes; Cestoda; Cyclophyllidea; Taeniidae. The record is from the annotation of a GenBank genome assembly.